Messenger RNA from Hypomesus transpacificus, 1379 nucleotides. RefSeq names its product T-box transcription factor Tb (gene tbxtb). The transcript is spliced from 8 exons. The coding region runs from base 1 to 1293 and encodes 430 amino acids. Gene Ontology annotation, molecular function: DNA-binding transcription factor activity, RNA polymerase II-specific; RNA polymerase II cis-regulatory region sequence-specific DNA binding. Lineage: Eukaryota; Metazoa; Chordata; Actinopteri; Osmeriformes; Osmeridae. Gene Ontology annotation, biological process: regulation of transcription by RNA polymerase II; somitogenesis; heart morphogenesis. The record is from RefSeq and is a predicted model, not a curated record. Gene Ontology annotation, cellular component: nucleus.
AUGGCCACAGGUGCCAGUGACUGUCCGGAGAAGAGCCCCCAGUACCGGGUAGACCACCUUCUCAGCGCCGUGGAGCCUCAGUCGGGCAGCGAGAAGGGGGAUCCCACGGAGCAAAAUCUGAAAGUUUGCUUGGACGAAAACGAAUUGUGGCAGAAGUUCAAGGAUCUCACUAAUGAAAUGAUAGUUACCAAAAACGGAAGGCGGAUGUUUCCCGUGCUAAAAGUUAAUAUCUCCGGGCUCGACCCCAACGCCAUGUACUCCAUCCUGUUGGACUUUGUGGCCGCCGACAACUACCGGUGGAAGUACGUUAACGGAGAGUGGGUCCCCGGUGGCAAGCCCGAGCCCCAGACUCCAAGUUGUGUGUACAUACAUCCCGACUCGCCCAACUUCGGAGCGCACUGGAUGAAAGCUCCGGUGUCCUUCAGUAAAGUCAAACUCACCAACAAACUAAACGGGGGAGGCCAGGUCAUGUUAAACUCUUUGCACAAGUAUGAGCCACGUAUUCACAUCGUGCGAGUCGGAGGCCCGCAGAGGAUGAUCACGAGCCACUCGUUCCCGGAGACCCAGUUUAUCGCCGUCACGGCAUAUCAGAACGAGGAGAUCACUGCUCUGAAAAUCAAGUUCAACCCAUUUGCCAAGGCAUUUCUGGAUGUCAAAGAGAGGACUGACCACAAGGACUUCCUAGAGGACCCCAGGGACAGCCAGCAGCCCACUUACUCCCAUUGUGAGUGUGUGUAUGGCUGGUUUCUGCCCAGCACCGGGUCACGGUGCCCCUCCUCCAGCCCCCAGGGUCAGGUCGGGGGGCCCCUGUCUCUGUCCUCCCCCCACAGCUGUGAAAGAUACUCCCCCCUGCGAAACCAUCGCUCUGCGCCCUACUGCAACCCUUACACACCCAGAACCAGCUCUCCUACUGGCUCCAGUGACAGCACAUCCUCCCACCCCUCCCUGCUGCCCUGUCAUGAGAGCUGGGGCCUGCAGAUGAACUCCCACCCCUCCCUGCUGCCCACAGCACACAGCGCCCCUCCUGGGAACAACAGUCAGUACACCAGCCUAUGGUCUGUCAGCAGCCCCUCCCUCCCCCCAUUCUCCCAGUCAGGAGGGGGCUUGGCUAACUGCCUGGGUUCCCAGUUCCUGUGUGGCUCCUCCUACUACCCCAGCCUGGUCACAGCGCCCCCCUCUGGCUCUCCGCUUUAUGACAGCAGCCUGGACCUGCAGGACAGCGGCCAGUACGACAGCUCUCCACACACACACCACACCUCCGCCUGGACUCCUGUCAGUCCUCCCUCUCUGUGACCCUGGAAAACUCCUCCUCAUGCUCCUCUUCCCAAACACCACAACCACCACAGGCUUGUUCUGGUCCCACCACAAACACUUUCUUC